AUGGCAUUUUUCAACACAUCGUGGCAAUCUCCCGUGACUAGUGGUGAAAGCGACGUUUUGGAUACGUUUCUUGACACUCUUACAGAUUUCGAUACAAGCUACACUGAUGUGCCCAGGGCCCCUGACAGUGAAAUCGAAGGGGAUUAUGGCGACAGCACAAAGAAAACCGCCAAAACAAAUGACACUAAGGUUCUGACCAUCAUGGCCAGCAUAGGUACCAUUCUUAGCCAUCUAGAAACCGAACGCAAGAAGGGAAACACCCGCCCGAGUGUGGCAAUCAAACUCAAGGAUGUGGACAAGCAGAAAAGCAUAACAUUUUCCAUCCCUGUAUUACACAGCCCGACCACCACGGCUGCGUCAAGCAUGAGUAGUCGCUCUCCGUCACCGGAAACUUUUCCAGGGGAGGAGGUUUACGGCGCUCAUAACGACAUCGUAACUCCACCAGAAGACGCUGUCCCUCACAAACUAGUCCCUGACCCUACCGUUAUGACACACCCUUCAGCCGUACCCGAUGGGUAUUUAUGGUCACUGCCCGAAGAUGCAUCGUCGAGCACAUUUCCGGUCCUGGCGACAGCCUAUCCGGAGCAAGCAAUCGCCUCACCACCAGAAUCAUUGACUCCCAGUGCAACUAAAGCGGACUCAUCUGUCUUCUUAAAUGAGAACACAGGAUCUGUCAUCGUCCGGCAUAGAGGGGGGACUUCUUUGGCACAUCCGGAUGCACUUUGGGGAGAAAUAGGCCAAGACAUGUCACCACGCAUGACUAUAUUGACGGUAGAUCACCCUCAAGCAGCUUCCAAACUUUCUCAAAUUUCGCGAGAUUCCGUUGCGGCGUCAUCUAAGAAAAGGAGCAACAAUGAUGCUUUUGGAAAGUCUGACCAGGGAAAGAGAACAGAUCGAAAGCCCAUCUCUUCAGAAAGCCCAUCUGGCGGUAUUGUUAAACAGCCUCGGCUUGAAACACCAGAACUUGCAACAUUGCUUCACAAUACUGACGAGGCUGAAAGGGUAAAGGAAAUGACCGCCGGCCAAGACCCAACACUCGUGUACAAAAUGGUGCGAAAUGCGAGGGCAAUCCUCCCACAAUCAUCCACGGAAACCCCCAUGUUCUCGACUGCAAUUAACAAUGACACUGUGAUUCCAUAUAACGCUAGUCGACAUUCUUACUCCCUGCAAGAAGAUGUCAUGAGGCAAUUUUGCAACACUGUCAGACAAAUAGAAUGGGCGGAAACGCUCACCUUUCAAUCCAUGGUGCAAUAUAGGGUUCUCUUCGUCCAAUUAUACCAACAGUAUCUAUCAUUUCAGAAAAUACUGGAUACGAACAAGGGAGAGAGGAGGGUAACAGCCGCUAAAGAACGACUCUAUAAAAUGCUGUAUCCUGAUAAAGCGAAGAAGUCGAAGAACGGAAGCAUGAGUGCCGAAUGGGAAAAACUUAAUCGGUGUAUCCGAAGAGGGAAGCAGUGGUAUACUGUCGCUUCUCAGCUGGGGAUAGGCAUUCUACAUAGGAUGCCUUCUAGUAUCCGUCAUACAUGGGUAGAACAGAAGCUCCAAACGAAGACGCAGCUCUACCUAUGGAUUGGAAUAAUCAAGCUUCUUGCAUAA
Talaromyces marneffei is the source of this 1596-nucleotide messenger RNA. RefSeq lists its product as uncharacterized. The record is from RefSeq and is a predicted model, not a curated record. Bases 1 to 1596 code for a protein of 531 amino acids. The transcript has a single exon. NCBI's taxonomy places the organism in Eukaryota, Fungi, Ascomycota, Eurotiomycetes, Eurotiales, Trichocomaceae.